Messenger RNA from Phodopus roborovskii (desert hamster), 3618 nucleotides. RefSeq names its product tudor domain containing 1 (gene Tdrd1). The record is from RefSeq and is a predicted model, not a curated record. The coding region runs from base 13 to 3618 and encodes 1201 amino acids. NCBI's taxonomy places the organism in Eukaryota, Metazoa, Chordata, Mammalia, Rodentia, Cricetidae. The transcript has 25 exons.
CCUCUGCGGGGGAUGGCGGACUCCAGCGCUGCCAGGCUUCCGAGACGGGCCCGGGCUAGAGGCACCCUGGGCUCUUUCCAGACUUCAAUGAAUGUUAAAUUGCCACCUGAUACGAUGCCACGAAAUAAUUUGGAAGCCUCUACUUGUAAAAUGGCAGAGCCAUUUAAUUUUGAGAAACAGGAAAGCAAGCUUCCACCCCAGGAUUCACUAAGAAGCUCUGUAGCUCAGCAUAACCAUCCCAAUUUCAGGCUGAAAAGCCCAGAGAAUGGAAAUAAAAAGAACAGUUUCUUGCUUUGUGAGCAAAGCAAACAGUAUUUAACCAGUCAGGAAGAUAAUUUGGUGGUCUCUUCAAAUGCUGCUUGUAUCAACGGAGAAGUGGGUGGGUCCAAAGGAGAGAGGAAGGCUUUACCCUCAGGAAACCCAGUGUCACCAUUAAGUCUUGGAAACAGUUCACCUCCCAACCAAGUAAAAGCUAAGACCAGCAAUAACGUGUCUCCUGAAAAACCAAAAAAAUCCCAGAAGCUGUUUGAGAAUGCCUUGUCUGUAAACAAUCCAGCGCUCUUCAGCUCUUUAGUCCCGCCCCUUCGGUCCACAACCUGCCACCGCUGUGGCCUGUUUGGGUCGCUGAGGUGUUCCCAGUGCAAGCAGACAUACUAUUGCUCCACAGCAUGCCAGAGGAGGGAUUGGUCUUCCCACAGUACCGUCUGCAGGCCUGUGCAGCAAAGUUUGCACAAGCUUGAAGAUAAUAAGCCACCAUAUGAAACAAAGAGCAUUGAAGUGAAAAAUGAGAGUGACUGUCCCCUUGGAGUCCCCGAAGAAAUGACUGCUGGUGCUGAACGAGUGAUGUUCUCGGAUUUGAGAAGUCUCCAACUCAAGAAAGCCAUGGAAAUAAAGGGCACAGUUACUGAAUUCAAGAACCCAAGUAACUUUUACAUCCAGCUGUAUUCUUCGGAGGUUUUAGAAUGCAUGAACCAGCUCUCUGCAAGCUUGAAGGAAACGUAUGCAAAAGUGGUGCCUGAAGAAGAUUACCUUCCUGUGAAGGGGGAAGUCUGUGUUGCCAAGUACACCGUUGAUCAGACUUGGAACAGAGCGAUAAUACAAGGCAUUGAUGUUCUACAGAAGAAGGCACAAGUCUUGUACAUUGAUUAUGGAAAUGAAGAAGUGAUUCCCAUAGACAGAAUUCACCAGCUAAACAAGAACAUUGACUUGUUUCCUCCUUCCGCCAUAAAGUGCUUUGUGGCAGGUGUCAUCCCAGCCGACGGUGAGUGGAGUGCAGAGUGUAUCACAGCUGUCAAGGCUCUGCUUCUGGAGCAGUACUGCUCAGUCAAGAUCGUGGACGUCUUAGGGGAGGAAGUGCUCACCUAUGCUGCUGAUGUUGUACUAGAAAGUUCAGGAAAACAGCUGGACCGUGUGCUUGUGGAAAUGGGGUAUGGUGUGAAACCAGACGAGCAAAGUGCAGACCAGGGCGCUGCUGAGGACAUUGGGAGAGUGACCCCUGACAAGGUCGCUAUAGACAGAAAUGCCCUGAUCCCCAAAGUGCUGACCUUGACUGUGGGUGAUGAGUUCUGCGGAGUGGUUGCCCACAUCCAGACACCAGAGGACUUCUUCUGUCAGCAGCUGCAGAGUGGCCACAAGCUUGCGGAGCUUCAGGAAUCCCUCAGUGAAUACUGCAGCCAAGUAACUCCACGCUCUGACUUCUACCCAACCAUCGGGGACGUGUGCUGUGCUCAGUUCUCAGAGGAUGACCAGUGGUACCGCGCCUCGGUUCUGGCCUAUGCUUCUGAGGAGUCUGUCCUGGUUGGAUACGUCGAUUAUGGAAACUUUGAAAUUCUUAGUUUGAAAAGACUUUGUCCCAUAAUUCCCAAGUUGUUGGACUUGCCGAUGCAAGCUCUGAAUUGUGUGCUGGCAGGAGUGAAGCCAUCAUUAGGAAUUUGGACUCCAGAAGCCGUUUGUCUCAUGAAGAAGAUUGUGCAGAACAAAAUGGUCACAGUAAGAGUGGUGGACAUGCUGGGGACCAGGUCUGUGGUGGAGCUUGUAGACAAGUCAGUGACGCCUCCCGUCAGCGCUUCUAAAGCUCUCAUAGACUCGGGCUUUGCUGUUGAGGAAAAGGAGAUGGCGGCAGACAAAACCAGCAGCAUGCACACAGCCAGUGUUCCCUUGGGCAUAGAAGAAACAGCGGAGCCAUUGGAGUGGACGUGGGUUGAGUUCACCAUUGAUGAAACAGUGGACGUAAUGGUCUGCAUGAUGUACAGUCCUGGGGAGUUUUAUUGCCACUUUCUCAAAGACGAUGCUCUAAAGAAGCUGGAGGACCUGAACAAAUCAUUAGCAGAACAUUGUGCACAGAAGCUUCCAGAUGGCUUCAAGGCAGAGCUAGGCCGGCCUUGCUGUGCAUUUUUUGCAGGUGAUGGCAACUGGUACCGGGCUCUGGUCAAGGAGAUUUUACCCAGUGGAAAUGUUAAAGUGCGCUUUGUGGAUUAUGGCAACGUUGAAGAAGUCACCACAGACCAGCUCCAGGCAAUAUCACCACAGUUGUUACUGUUUCCAUUUCAAGGGGUACAGUGCUGGCUAGUAGAUAUACAGCCCAAAAACAAGCACUGGACAAAAGAAGCUACAGCAAGGUUCCAAGCAUGUGUUGUGGGGCUCAAACUCCAAGCCAGAGUUGUGGAGAUCACUGAGAAGGGGUUAGGAGUGGAGCUCACUGACCUUUCCACUCCCUACCCCAAGAUAAUCAGUGACGUCCUCAUCACAGAGCACUUGGUUCUAAAAGGUGGCUCACGGCAGAAGGAACCUUCGGUUUGCAGACUUGCUAAUAUACAGAAACAGGUGGAUGCCCAGGGAGUGACAGCCCUCCCGACAGCGGAGCAGUGGAGGACGGUAGAGCUGCCGCUGAACAAGACCGUGCCAGCAAACGUGCUGGAAAUCAUAACCCCAAGCCUGUUCUAUGCCAUCCCCAGCGAAAUGCCAGAAAAUCAAGAAAAGCUGUGUGUGUUAACAGCCGAAUUGUUAGAACACUGUAAUACUCAGAAAGUUCAGCCAUCCUACAGGCCACGGAUAGGAGAAGCAUGCUGUGCCAGAUUCACAAGUGAUGACCUCUGGUACCGGGCCGUCAUCCUGGAAACAUCAGAUUCUGAUGUGAAAGUACUGUACGCAGAUUAUGGAAACAUCGAGACCCUCCCUCUUUCCAGAGUACAGCCAAUCCCUGCCAGCCACCUGCAGCCCCCUUUCCAGAUCAUUAGAUGCUCACUCGAGGGGCUGAUGGAACUGAACGGAAGCUGUUCGCAGCUGGCGAUGGAACUCCUGAGAAACACCAUGCUGAAUCAGAACGUGCUGCUUUCUGUGAAAGGAAUUUCAGAGAAUGUCCACACAGUGUCCGUUGACAAGUGCUCGGAGAACAGUGUGGUCAGUGUAACCGAGAAGCUGCAGAAGUGUGGUCUGGUGGAAAACCCCAAGUCUAACAGGAAAGGUGCCUCAACAGCAGAAACAACACACAGCAUGGAUUGUUGCUGCACGGAGUUACAGAAGCAGAUUGAAAAACAUGAACAGAUUCUUCUCUUCCUCUUAAAUAAUCCAACCAACCAAAAUAAAUUCAUAGAGAUGAAAAAGCUGCUGAAAAGCUAA